AUGGCGCCAUCAAUCACAAUCAGUGAAUACUUGAAACAACUAAUAAAAAAUGAUGAAAAAUUACAAAAUUUAUCAAAAAAAGAAAUGUCACAUUUAUUAAAUAAAAUUGAUAUUCAAUUAGAUCCAAAAACUUCAAAAGCAAUAGACAUCAUAUUAAAUGGUGAAACAAAAUUAAAAUCAUCUAGCUCAAGUUCUAGCUCCUCGAGUUCAUCAAGUUCUAGCUCUUCAAGCUCCUCAAGCUCUUCAAGUUCAGAUUCUGAUGGAGAUGAUGAAAGUAGUUCAAGUGAUGAAAGUAGUAGCAGCUCAAGUGAAGAUAGUAGUUCAAGUGAUGAUGAAAUUGAUAGCGAUAGUGAAAAAGAAGCCAAAGACGACAAAAUUAUACCUGCAUCAUCAAACGUAUCCAAGUCAUCAAGCUCAUCAAGUGAAAGUCAAAGUGACAGUGAUAGCUCGUCAUCAUCAUCCUCAUCAUCCUCAUCAUCAUCAUCAUCCUCAUCGUCUUCAGAUAGUGACGACUCAUCAUCAAGCUCAUCAUCAAGCUCAUCAUCAAGCUCAUCAUCAAGCUCAUCUUCAAGCUCAUCCAGUUCGUCUAGCUCAUCAUCAGAUAGUAGCUCAAGCGGCUCGGAUUCAAGUUCAGACUCAGAAUCGGACUCAAAUUCAAAAAGGAAAAGAAAACACGAAGAUGACAACAAAGAAACUACAACCACAACAGUAGUCAUAAAAAAGCCUAAAAUUUCCUCACCAACCUCAGACUCAUCAACUACAGAUUCAAUAACUGAAGUAACAACAAUCAAAGCAGGAUCAAUCGCGGCAACUCCAGAACCAGAUUUAAAACCAGGACAAAGAAAACAUUUUUCAAGAAUUGAAAGAGACAAAAUAGCAUUUGAACAUCAAGCAUUACAAGAUAAUACAUAUAAAGGAGCAGCAGGUACUUGGGGUGAAAAGGCAAGUGAAAAAUUGUUACAAGUUAGAGGUAAAGAUUUCACCAAGAAUAAAAAUAAAAUGAAAAAGGGAAGUUAUAAAGGUGGUAGUAUUACUUUUGCAAGUGGUUCAUAUAAAUUUACUGAUUAA
This is a messenger RNA of Lodderomyces jiufengensis, 1068 nucleotides long. RefSeq names its product Srp40p (gene SRP40). The record is from RefSeq and is a predicted model, not a curated record. The transcript has a single exon. Bases 1 to 1068 code for a protein of 355 amino acids. NCBI's taxonomy places the organism in Eukaryota, Fungi, Ascomycota, Pichiomycetes, Serinales, Debaryomycetaceae.